Messenger RNA from Brachypodium distachyon (stiff brome), 1321 nucleotides. RefSeq names its product zinc finger protein 2. Gene Ontology annotation, molecular function: DNA-binding transcription factor activity. The coding region runs from base 404 to 790 and encodes 128 amino acids. The transcript has a single exon. The record is from RefSeq and is a predicted model, not a curated record. Lineage: Eukaryota; Viridiplantae; Streptophyta; Magnoliopsida; Poales; Poaceae.
ACGCGCGCGUACGAUGCAUGAGCAGGUCACGGGUUUUCGCUAGAGAAACACGGCCGGCGGCCAUGCAUGCUGCGCGCGAGAGGCCAUAUAUAUAUAUGUAUAUCCACAACCGAAGGAAAGGGGAUUUUGUGUUAGUAUGACAUGUGCUCUUUAAUUUCGUUGCCGGUGGACGUACAAUACCUAGCAAAAAGGGCAACGUGCGCUACUCUGCUCCACUAACCUUAUCCCGAUCCCGAUUGGGUUAUUCACUUAAACUGCACAACCCGUUUUGGGCCAGUACACUGCUAUGCGUAUUUAAUCCUUGGCUUAGCAAUAGUAAGCUCUCGUUUCUCCCGCACGCACGCACGCAUUGAACACACACAGUAACAAAGAGACAGCCGCGUGCAUUAGCCCGGCACUAAACAUGAUGGAGCUCAACAACAGUGAGCAGGAUGAGCAUGAGGUAAACCUCGAGCUCACCCUGGCCCCGGCCGCGCCGCCGGAGCCCCGCGGCUUCUUCUUCUGCGUCUACUGCGACCGCAAGUUCCGCUGCUCGCAGGCGCUCGGCGGCCACCAGAACGGCCACAAGCUCGAGCGCAGCCUCGCCAAGCGCCGCCGGGAGAUUGCCGCCGCCACGCGCGCGCACGGCGCCGGCGCUCCUUCUGCCAGCGAUCUCCUCAUGCCUGCGGCCGGGAAGGCUGCUGCUGCUCCGGUGCGCGGCAUGGCGCGCAAGCGCGGCAGGAGCUUGUCGGAGCAUGGCUACGGAACCAUCGAGGGCGCCGACGAGGUGGACCUGUCUCUCAGGCUAUGAUCCAUCUGCUAGCUGAUUCGUUCCUCCCCACCUAUCCUGGAUCAAAUAAAUUUGUUUGUUCCAAGUUCAUCUGUGUGUUCGAUUUACAUGGUGUGUUCUUCAGUUUUAUUCUUCUAGUUAGUUUGUGUGAUCGAUGGAGUUCCAGAUUUGGCCAGAACAGUUUGUUUGGUGAUUUAAAUGGCACAAAGAUUUGGUAUGUUUCGUAUUCUUCCAUCUCUGAUUUGCUCUUGUUCUCUGAUUUGUUUCGGAUUUAGGAAGACAUAACCUUCGAUUGAAGAAGAAGAAGAAGAAGAAGAAGAAGAGAUUUUUGGGGGCCUUCUCCAAGAUUCAAAAUUGGGCAUAUCCCAUGCAUGUGUGAGAUUACUCUCGCUAUUUCAGAAAUAAAUAUCACAUUUAUGUAAUUCCCAAACUGGUGUAACUGAAAUAUGCUUUGAUUGAGUAACAUAACACUUAGUGCAACAGGCCAACAGCCCAAUUGCAGAAAAUUUACUGUAGUCAGAUGCAUAUACAGAAAGAAUGUACUUCAAGAUA